GCUGGUCACUGUAGCUAGGAUACUGAAUUAGUCUAGGUGACUGACCCUCACAGAAGAAUGGGAGAAAAUAUGACACCUUCUGCAGGAGACUAUUCUGCCGUGGGAAGGCUGUGAAGCAGACACACACAGCACAGUGGGUGGAACCAGCAAACAUCAUGUCAACUGGAGCACUGAGGCAGACACAGAAGGACAAGGGCUGAGCAUUCUGUCUCAUGCGUAAAAGCUGUAAAAUGUAGAUGUAAAGGUAGAUGAGAGUUGAAGAGUAAUUGGCUAGAGGCUUGGAAGAACAACUGGGAAGAGAGACAGGGAGAUUAAUAACAGAUACCGAGAUCCAUCGAGAUGGUAGGAAAAAAUUCUCAUCUUCUGCAGCACAGGCAGGGAUUAUAAUUCACAAUAACCUGGUAUAUAUUUGGAGACCUAUACUAGAAGACAGACGCUUGAAGCUUCCAAGAGAGGUUAAAGGCAAAUACUAAUUACUGAUUUUAUCUAUAUACUGUGGUCUUGUGGUGAGGUAUCACUGCCCCUUACAUAUAUGCAGUUAUUACAUGUAAGCUAAAGUAUGAAUGGCCUAUUCUAGAAUAUGAGUUGAACCCAGGGCAAAUUCUGUGUUCCCAAACCUUCUCUUCUGUGAAUACUCUUCAUCAGAAGCAAGUUUUCAGAACCAUUCAUAGAGAAGCCCUCAAGAUGCAAAAGCUUUUCAAGUUUAUUGCCACUUUGCAGAUACAAAUUUAGAGGCUGGAGCCACUUGGUGAUUAAGACCACUUGAUGCUCUUGACCCGGGUUCAGUUCCAAGCACCUACAGGGUGGCUCACCUACCUGUGAUGUGGUGUCAAGUCCAGAGAAUCAACAGCCUCGUCUGGCCUCUCCUAACUCCACUCAUUUGGUGGACAUACACACGUGUAGGCAAAAUACACACUUGGGGAUAAUACAAGGGUCAUCCAGCACUUGUGAAAGCUCUAUCCUGCUUAUAUGGAAAGGUUUAUCAACGUCAAAUUGAUCCAAACGAAGAAAUCCUUGUGACCGUGGGGGGAUAUGGGUCUCUCUUUAACUCCAUCCAAGGACUGGUGGACCCAGGAGAUGAAGUGAUAAUUAUGGUGCCUUUUUACGACUGUUACGAGCCCAUGGUGAGAAUGGCCGGAGCAGUGCCUGUGUUUAUUCCUCUGAGAUCUAAACCUACUGAUGGGAUGAAGUGGACUAGCUCUGACUGGACAUUCGAUCCUCGAGAACUGGAAAGUAAAUUCAGUUCCAAAACAAAAGCCAUUAUAUUAAAUACUCCACACAACCCCAUCGGCAAGGUGUAUACCAGAGAGGAGCUGCAGGUCAUUGCUGACCUCUGCAUCAAGCACGACACUCUGUGCAUCAGCGAUGAGGUUUAUGAAUGGCUUGUCUAUACUGGACAUAAGCACAUGAAAAUAGCCACUCUUCCAGGUAUGUGGGAGAGAACAAUAACAAUAGGAAGUGCUGGCAAGACAUUCAGUGUGACCGGCUGGAAGCUCGGCUGGAGCGUUGGCCCUGGUCCCCUGAUAAAACAUUUACAGACUGUUCAGCAGAACAGUGUUUACACUUGUGCAACUCCUUUACAGGCAGCCUUGGCUGAGGCGUUUUGGAUCGAUAUCAAGCGCAUGGAUGACCCAGAGUGUUACUUCAAUUCUCUGCCAAAGGAAUUAGAAGUAAAGAGAGAUCGGAUGGUCCGUUUACUUAACAGCGUUGGCCUGAAACCCAUUGUCCCAGACGGGGGUUACUUCAUCAUUGCUGAUGUGUCUUCAUUAGGUGCUGACCUCUCUGACAUGGACAGUGAUGAGCCUUAUGACUAUAAGUUUGUGAAGUGGAUGACGAAACAUAAGAGACUGUCAGCCAUUCCUGUUUCCGCAUUCUGCGACUCCAAGUCUAAACCACACUUUGAGAAGUUGGUGCGGUUUUGCUUUAUUAAAAAAGACAGCACACUGGAUGCUGCUGAAGAAAUCUUCAGGGCCUGGAACAGCCAGAAGCCUUGACUGGGUCCAUCUUCUUGCAAGGACUUGCUGCUCAGUGCUGCCACCUCGUGGGCACUAUAAAGAAACACGGUUCAGGACAGACAUUUAAAUAAAUAUUUCCAUUGUCUUCAAAGUUAACCACAUUUCUAACCAUGUCCGGUACAUUCUGGUUUUAUUCGUUUGGAAUACAUUAAGGCACUGUAGUUGUGGGAGAGUCAA
Molecule: messenger RNA, 2192 nt
Organism: Mus pahari (shrew mouse)
Lineage: Eukaryota; Metazoa; Chordata; Mammalia; Rodentia; Muridae
Gene: Kyat3
Product: kynurenine aminotransferase 3
Exons: 11
Coding region: 1092-1994 (300 amino acids)
Biological process (GO): biosynthetic process
Cellular component (GO): cytoplasm; mitochondrion
Molecular function (GO): pyridoxal phosphate binding; L-kynurenine:2-oxoglutarate transaminase activity
Source: RefSeq, a predicted model, not a curated record